This is a messenger RNA of Armigeres subalbatus, 4302 nucleotides long. It is a transcript of the gene bsf, whose product is annotated as leucine-rich PPR motif-containing protein, mitochondrial. Bases 42 to 4175 code for a protein of 1377 amino acids. The transcript is spliced from 5 exons. Gene Ontology annotation, molecular function: protein binding; mRNA 3'-UTR binding. Gene Ontology annotation, cellular component: nucleus; mitochondrion. Gene Ontology annotation, biological process: regulation of mitochondrial translation. The record is from RefSeq and is a predicted model, not a curated record. NCBI's taxonomy places the organism in Eukaryota, Metazoa, Arthropoda, Insecta, Diptera, Culicidae.
CCAAAAAUCUUUCUCGCGUUUUCCUCUGCGUAACACAAAACAUGGCCUCGAUUUUACGAUCCAGCAAAUUUGUGCGAUAUUUCGCGGGUUUCGCUCGGAAUGUUGUAUUUGGCACGGUCCGAGAGACGGAGGGAAGCCUACUGCAGCAUUCGCAAUGUUUGUGUGGUAAUUCAGUAAGUGGAUUCGCCUCGACUGCGGCUAACUCGAGUCAGGGCCUUGACAAGUCCCUGAAGCGGAUCGACGAAGAUGUCCGCCGAUCGGGCCGAAUCUCGAGGCGUGAUUUGGAGGAUGUGCUGGAGGAGAUCCGAAUGAAUCGUUCGGCAACCAGUGCACAAUCUCUGCUGGUCAUUCGGUGCUGUGGUAACCUUGUACCAGAGGAAUUGCCAGAGGUAAGAACUGCCCUGGUGCAGGAAAUCUGGAAAACGCUCAACAACUUGAACGUGGCAAUGGAUGUGUCCCAUUUCAAUGCCCUACUCAGAGUGUAUCUGGACAAUGAGCAUCCGUUUUCUCCGACGGAGUUUCUGGCCGAUCUGGCGGCAAAAGGCAUUGAACCGAAUCGUGUCACCUAUCAGCGCUUGAUAUCGCGUUACUGUCAGGAAGGGGAUAUUGAAGGAGCCACCAAAAUUCUUGAAUACAUGCGCGAGAAGCAACUGCCGGUCAACGAGUACGUGUUCAAUGCACUGAUCAUGGGUCACUCGCAGGCAGACGAUCUUGAAUCGGCUACAGGUAUUCUUGCUGUAAUGGCCCAAGCCGGUUUGCAACCAUCGGCAGAUAGCUACACGACCUUACUUUGCGGUUACGCUCGAAAGGGUGAUGUGGACUACAUUAUUAAAACUUUGGAGACCUGCGAACAGAAGGAAAUCUAUUUGCUGGACAAAGACCUACUGGAGAUCGUUUAUUCGCUUGCCACCAAUGGUUAUGGGGAAAACGUUGAUCCAUUGAUGGCAAAAAUCCGGAAGCAAGCUGGCUUCAAUCAAGACGCGGUCAAUGUUAUUCUGAGAUUGAUUAACCGGGGCCAGGAAAAUACUGCCAUGAAAGUUCUUAAGAAAAUGCCACGAGCUACCAGAAACGAUGGCGAAUUGGCUAACACCGGAGGAUUUCUUGUCAAGCAGUUGGUCAAAGCGAAAAGACCUGUGGCUAGUAUUCUGGCUAUUUGUGAGGAACUUCAGAGUUCUGGCUUGAACGUGAAUGCUUAUUUCAUUGCCUUGGAGACUGCGUUGAAAAAUGGUAUAGUUGAUUCUGCGUAUGCACUGCUGAAGGCCAUAAAUGAACAAAACCAACCAAUUAGACAGCACUAUUUUUGGCCAUUGCUGUGUGCAAGCGAUCAGCCACGUCCAGAAGGAAUUUUGAACAUUCUGAAAAUGAUGAUAAACGAUUUUCAUUUGCAGCCAAGCAGUGAAACAGUUCGUGAAUAUGCUAUUCCGCAUAUGGGGAUGAAGAGCCACGAAGAAGUGAUCCAGUUGCUUCGAACUGUAGGCAUUUCGCCAGCAGUGGCAAGUUCUGGAUGCGUUUAUGCUGCAUUGGAGAACAACAAUAUCAAAGACGCUGCUAGCAUCGCUUCUCGAUACAAGGCUUAUUAUUCUCCGGGAAUUUACCGCAAACCGCUCGUGAUGGCAUUGCUGCAUUCGAAAGAUUUCAGCUCAUAUAUUCACUUCUCACGUCACAUGUACGAUAACCUUCUGAGGACAAAUGCAAAGGAAGAAGUUAAUGAACAAACGGAAGAAAAUGAAUCCAACACAACCACUGCCCAGGCAGACGUUUUAGGCUCGAUGAUUUACGAUGUGGCUGUCGCCUUUAAAACUGAUCGAGUAGAAGCGUUAAAGAGGGUUCUAUCCGGUUUCGUAAACCAAGGUCUUUCCAUUAGCAGUUAUCAAGCAGAAAAGAUCCAGGACAAAUUGGGUGCUGAAAUGACGACCGAACUUUCAACACUGCUGAGCAAGCUGGCUGCCGGUGAUUUGGAACCUAUCCAGUUAGAGAACGUGAGGUCGAAAACACCCGUGUCUAGCCUUUCAAUCCCACAUUUGGAACGCAUAAUAACUGAUCUACAAGCUCGUGGAGAAAACGUCAAUUCCUUAAAGAACCAACUUAUUCGUAGUGUGAUUCGUUCGAAUGACGUUGCAAAAACUGAAGAAGUUCUGGCGCGCUUGGAGGAGGAAAACUACGUCAUUCCACCUGGUGUGUAUGCUCAGGUAAUCGAGCUGUAUGCCAGUAGCGGUAAGGCGGAAGAAGCCUUUGCUCUCCUGAACAAGGUUAAGACGAAGUUGCCGGACUUUGAGCUGGACGAUACGAAAAUCAUUCGACUCGCUCAGUCGCUGCUCAGCCAGGACCGUUUCGAUGAUGCGCUGCAAUUCAUCAGAUCCAAUAAGGCAACGACCGAUCGGUCCGAAAAGGACAUUGAUUUUACUUACAACAGUGCUUGCUGGCGAUUGCUCCACACGUUGGCCGACCAGGGAAAGAGUGAAGAGUUGAAUAAGUUGUUCAACCAGCUCAUUGACAAUGGAUACAUUACGCCGCAGAACAUCUUUUUGGGAGCAUUGAUCAAGGUUCACAUCGUGAAAGGUGAUCUGAGCACGGCCAUUGCGGUCUUUGAAGAAAUUUGCCAAAAGUAUCGCACAACCCCAUGGAAAACAGAACUGACCUGUCGGCUGAUCCAAGCGGAGGAUGCUACCAAUUUGCAGCGCGUGACCGAUCUCAGCACCGACGUCCACGGAGAAGUAAACAGCUUGUACGAUUUGGUGUUUGCCUUCGUUGAUUGCGGAAGAAUUCGCCAAGCUCGGAAAAUUCUCGAAACUCCCGGGCUGCGCACUCGCGGCCAGCGCAUUGAGAGUGCAUGCGAACGGUACCACGUUGAAGGUAAGACUCACAGCUUGGAAGGCUUGAUGGAGGCUACCAAGGAUCUGAACCAUAUCGACCGGUCUACCAUUUAUCAGAAGUUGUUGAAAAGCUACAUCACCGAAAAGCAACCGGAGAAGGCACUUGGUUUGUGGACAAAAAUGCAAGAAGAAGAUCAAACACCGAGCGAUGAAUUUUUGAUUGAACUUUCCGACUUUCUCAAAGCUAAUGGGUAUGAAAUUCCGUUUGUGACGCCAACAGUUGCGCCGCCACCCAAAGUUUUGGAAAAGACCAGACAGGCAACUAGAAAAACGGAUGAUGCAAACAAGCUCUCAUCAACUCUGAAACCAUUCAAAGCAGCAGUCAAAGGCGGUGAUGCGGAUCGGAUACUGGCAACCUGGGACACUCUGGCUGUAAAUGACAAACUUAAUAUUACUGAACAGUCCAUAGUUAUCGAAGCACUGAUUAAUCGGGCCCGAUUGAACGAAGCUUCUAAGUGUGUGAUUGCUAUGCUUGAACAAAAUGUUCAUCCAAUUCCAAGAAUUUUCAAAUACUUCCUCAAUAAGCUGGCCAUAUCUGGUGAUUUGGACACCUUCGAACGCAUUGGCGGUAUGAUCUCAGACAAUGUGAAACGACUGAUCUCUUUUGACAAUCGCUAUUGCCACGCCCAAAUUGCUAGCGGCAACAUUGAGCAAUACAUGAAGAAGUUAGAAGCUACAGCAGAAGCACUAAAGACCAAGGAGGAAGCUGAAGUCGCAGUUAAAAGCUUCCCAAUCGGUGGAGCUUCAGGAAUUCUGACGGAACAUCCGGAGUUGCUAGACCGCUACAAGUCUGUUGCUGAAAAGUACAACCAAUUCGGUCUUAUUGCUCCAAUGAACGCACUUUGGUCGUACCACUUCAUGAUGAAUAAUCAAACAGAAGCCCAGCAGAUCUGGGAUCAGUACUUAGUCAACACCCCACGAGUCAUGUUCCAGAAAAUCAUCCAACAGGCCAGAGAUACGAAUGACGAUGUUUUGGUUUGCCGGCUGAUUGAGCAGCUAAAGAAUUCGAAAAUUUCCGAAAACGGCUUAGGGAUUCUCUACAGUUGUUUGAUCGAUGCACAUGUUAACAAGGGCCAAUUCGCCCAGGGUUUGGAUGCAGUCAAAGAGGGUCUUAAAGUUAUCUGCUUAGAGCACUUCAAUCGAUCCGCUUUGAGAAGACUUAAGGAUGGUCUACUGGCAGCUGGACAAGAUUUCCCCUACAAAAUUCCGGACCGAAAUGUCAAUAAGGCACACGACACAUCAAGCAGCAGCAGCGGUAGCAGUAGCAGCAGUGAUGACGAAGUUGUCCGAAAAAAGAAUUAAAACCAAGUGAGUAAGCAUUUCUGUUGUCAGAAGAAUCUGCUGCACCAAAUAACUGUUGUAUUGAAAUAGUUUACUAUGAAUUACCACCCAAGUUAGUUAUAAAUAGAUGUAAUAUCCCGUAACAUAA